Molecule: messenger RNA, 3512 nt
Organism: Bombus pascuorum
Lineage: Eukaryota; Metazoa; Arthropoda; Insecta; Hymenoptera; Apidae
Exons: 11
Coding region: 1784-3277 (497 amino acids)
Source: RefSeq, a predicted model, not a curated record
CACUAAUAUAUCACUAAUAUCACUAAUUUUAACUGAACUGUUGAAGUAAUUACUUCAAGGAAAACUCUACACCUCUUCUUUUGUAUAUCCGUGACCUGGAGAUCGCUGUUAUGAAUAGAAUUUAGUGAAACAAAAAUUCGAAAAAAGAUCCAUAUUAUUGUGCUCUUGAAUAUAAAUUUUGUUUUGGCUUACAAGGUCUAGAAACAGAAGAGCUACAAGUAGAUUUCUGUUGUUGUUUCUUGUAACCUUCAGCUAGAGCUACAAGGCUAAUGAUAAUGUCCUUUUUGCUAUAAAUAUAUGCUAUCAUAGCUUCUUCUAUUGUAUUGUAACACUGUAAGAGUGAGGAUCUGGAUCAGCAUAUGCUAUACCUGUACUUAUACCUAUAUCUAUACUUAUUUCAAUAUAUUUUCUAUUACAAAUUCAUCCACUCGUUCCUCUAUCAGACAACCUCAACAUGAGCAAUUUUAGCAUGUCUAUAUUGCGUGUUACUUCAUAAUUAUGUCAUUGUCUAGCAAACAGAAGUAAAACUUAUAGACACGAACAUUUUACAUGGUAUAUAAUUAUGUGACAAAACAUAAAUUUGAGAGGGACAAAGAUAUAAAUGUAUACAUUUUUUAAUGGAACAUAUUUCAUUUUUCACUGAUUAUGUAGAUGAAUUCAGGAAGCAAAAAUUUUAGAUACGUAUUCUCUUUUUUCAAAAAUUAUUAAACGUAAAAGUUAUAAGCAAUUAAAAAUUAAACAAUCCGAACAUUUCGGAUCACGUACCGAAUAUAUCCAAAGAACAUGACAUCACAAGUGUGCGACAGCGCUACACAACUCGCUUUCUUAGUUCGCUAUACAACACUGUACUGGCGCGCGUACACACCAGAGCAUGAUCGAGUACGUAUACGAUCAUGAAGAAAGGCAUACUCGUGAUAUCACAAGGAUAGAUGGCAAUCAAGAAACGCACAUUUCAACGCCACUCAAAUAUCAGCAAAGUUUUAAUUUAUUUACUUUGAUUCUCAAUUUAUUAAGUAAAUAUAUGUAACGAAAACAUGACCUAAUUGUUUCUAGUAAUCCAAAGUUUUGUUUUCACUAGUAUUUUUAACCAAGAAGAAUGCAAUAACCGGAAUUAAAAUAUACAUUUCUUAAAAUAAAAUAUAAAAUCAAAUAGAGAAAGAUUUUUCUACGAGAAAAUUUCUUCGCGAAAAGGAAAAGAAAGUGAAUUUCUACUAUCAUAAAAUAAUACGGAAGUAAUAUAUUACACGCGGUCUCGCUAUCCAUCAUUCAAAUAGAAAAGAAAGAAAUAGCUUUCUUGCUGUCUCAUAAUCGAUUUAAUAUGUACAAUGAUUAAAUUUAUAUCUUUUGACAGGAGCUUCAUAAUGUAGUAGGAUUAUCGUGCAACUAUUCAUGCAACUCGAUAAAUCGUGCUUAUGAACCAUGGUACCGAUACAUGCAGUUAUAAUUGCAAAAUUUAGAGCAACAUUAAUAUUUCAUGUCGGUAGGAAAACGUAGGAAAUUCUUACCGUAUUAUCCUUAGGCUAUUAGUGUACUGUAAUUAUCUGUGCGUGUAUUUGUGCAGCGAGAAGCCAACUUAAUCGGUAGAGUUUGCGUGUUCUCCAUGUCACCGAUGUCCCCGUGCAAUAAAUCGGAAAGGAAUGGUCCUCCUCCUCCGAGAUAUUCCGUUACUACAGUUCCUUCCUGCACUUCGUUCGAGACAGAUCAAAGGAAUAGUAACUUAAAUCCAGUGUUAUUAAAAAACAAAAUAUCUUGAUUUUAAAAAAAAAUUUAAUAUAUUUCAAACAUGAUGCGACGAAAAAGGGGUGGUUUAAAGACUGUGCGAAAGAUGGCUAAAAAGACAACACCGGCGGCAUUACAAACUGAAAUUUCUAAUAACGAGGAAUGGGAGAAGCUUCUUACAAAACCAGGGUUAAUAGUGGUCGACAUAUAUUCAGAAUGGAGUGGACCCUGCACAGGGAUGGUAAGCACCCUUAAAAAAAUCAAAAUGGAAAUUGGAGGAGAUACGUUGAGUUACGCCAUGGCAAUGUGCGAUUAUAUCACGAACUUAGAACGUUUUCAAGGGAAAAGUGAACCAACAUGGAUGUUCAUACACAAUGGUCGAAUGGUAAAUCUUAUAUUUGGUGCUGACUGCCCACAAUUAUUAAAAGUAUUAACAAUGGAAUUGCAACGAGUACAAAAUAACGAGGAACACGAGUUUUCUUUAGAUGUAUCGGAAAGAAGUCCAGAAGAAAUAAAACGAUUAAAAAUUAUUGAAGAAACUAGAAUAGCUAAAGAAACAGCAAAGAAGGCUCGAAAAGAAGCGGAAGCUAUAGCACGAUAUGAAGCCGAAAUGUUGUAUCUGACUACUUCACUAAGCAAAGAAACUUGCCUUUUACUUUUUCCGUGGGUUUUUAAGGAUGAAGAAUGUCAUAAAAGAGAUAAAAGAUCUAGCCCUCCGUACAUAGAAUUGGUUGAAGAAAUACUAAUAGGAAAUUACACCGUCGAACAAGAAAUACGGAAACGACUCGAUGAAGAUAUUCUAUCUACGAUGUUUAAUGAAUCUCAUUACGUAUUAUCACCAAAUGCUAAACAACUACUUCUAGAUGGGAAAUGUAUGUUUAUGCGAUUAAAAGUUAGCGAAACAAAGCCAGAAAUUGAUAUUCAUAAAUACUUGUUAAAUCUUUUAUUUGGAGAACCGGAAUUACCCAAUACGGAAACAAUUCUAAAUGAAGAAUGUUACGCUGGUCGACAUCGUCCUGCGUAUAUAACAAGCGAAAAUGAAAUUUUUCCAAUCGUAUGGACACCACCAAAUUGUCGAAAUAAGGCAAUUGUUUUUCGCACUAUUUUUCCAACAUAUACCAAUACUACAUAUCACUAUGAAGAUAAAACUACAAAGGUACCUAUAGUAGUAUUCAAAUAUGACUACAUGAGAAAGAAUGAGCUGAAAAUGGUUUUACAAGAAUUUGAAGACGAAAUAGUUAACUUCGGCAUUUUUGAAUCUGAUAAGCCACUAGAAGCAAAACUUAUAGCAAGGAAUAUUACGGAAUUUGAAUUGAAUACAAGGGAAAGAACAGGAUACGAGAUAUUUGUAUGUGUUGUAAAAAAGGUAGGAUGUGAAGCGUUUUUAGGAUUUGCAGGUAUUGGACCUUAUCAUGUAAGUGAAAAUCUGGAAAAGGGUAUAGAGGAAUCAAAACAAUACUUCCCAGAUGUUACUACUUCUGAAGAAACACAAUCAGACGACGAAGAAAAACCGGAAGAGUUGAUAGAAAAUGCGGAAGAAAACAAAAAUGGAACGUGAAAUAUUUCUUACAGGUGUAUCUAAAUUUGCAUCUUAUUUGAAAUUAUAAUUUCAAUUGUAUAUUUCAUAAAAAGUGAAGGAAUUAAUAACAUACAAAAAUGUUGUUGUGAAGCCAACAUUUAUUUUCCAGCCGCCUAAACUUGUUAUAUGAAAGAAUGUAGAAAUAAACACAUUUUCUAAAUAUUGCAAGUCAAUGUAAGGUUAUGGUACAAUAAAUGAUGGCAAAUAAACAAAA